Ylistrum balloti is the source of this 1503-nucleotide messenger RNA. RefSeq lists its product as uncharacterized. The record is from RefSeq and is a predicted model, not a curated record. The transcript has 4 exons. The coding region runs from base 1 to 1503 and encodes 500 amino acids. Gene Ontology annotation, biological process: regulation of apoptotic process. Lineage: Eukaryota; Metazoa; Mollusca; Bivalvia; Pectinida; Pectinidae.
AUGACUAUGGAAAGUGAGGAUCUAAGAUUCAAUUCAUACCAUUCAGACAAUGUCCAACUGUAUAACGACCAUCGAUCCGCGCGGAUUGCAGAUAAAUCUAGUGUUUUACGUAUUCACCCGGCGUUAGUACCUGACCAUAGGUACAAACUGAUAGUGGAGGGUAAAGGGAAGAUCGACGUCGUUUUGACACAUAAUGCUAAAGCUUUUGAACGCCAGACAAAAAUAACAUUAGAAAAAGCCACCUACGACACGCAUAUUUAUCACAUGCAUCUUCAUAGUGAUGAGCACCUGCUGAACAAUGGUAGCAAAGACGCAAAGGGAACAGAAAAGACUUGUUUAAAUUACAGUUUUGUUGUGGAAAAGGAGAGUAUGCAAAGUGAUGAUCACGCUUGGCGGAUUGAUGAUUUGAAGUGUGAACCAGGCCAGUCCUGGCAUCUCUUGUUUAGUGUGGAGGGAAACAUUAGUCUAAUAACCUUGCCAACAGAGGGUUGCCAAAGAGAGGAACAACUAAGAUUUGUUAGCGUUGAUGACCAUACUGAACACCUUAGUGUAGACAAAUUAACAUAUAGACGUUCUAUCGAAUGCACAGAGAUUUGUUUUGGGAAUAGACUGUUACAUCAAAAUGAAGAGAUAAAACUAAUGGUGAUGAGAAAGGAAAGUCACGCAGUGUGUGAGAUACGCGCUAUAUCCGACGAAAAUUUCAGAUGUUUGGUUAGGACAAACAGUGACGCCAGAUACAUGAAUAUUUGUAAACCUCAACUGUCCGUCGUUCUGCGAAACAACGUAUUAAGUGACCCAAUGACGAGUCAAAUCCAGGUCAAGGUUCCAAUGCAAUCAUCUGGAUGGCCAGUGUUCAUCUUUUCUGGUUGUACACUGGAGUUUGGUUCAGAUUUCCCGAGUCGAGGUUUGCCUGAGGAGCCUAUUCUAAAUGAAUUAACUGAAGCUUCAAAAGAGCCUGAACUACUUCAACAGAUACAGAGUGAAUUGGCAUCUUUAAAAGCAGAACUCGAUGUGAAAAGAAAAGACGACAUGGAACACCAGAAGAAACUACAGGAACAGUUGAGAGCCUCUCAAGAAGAAGCUAAACAGCAGUCUACUUCUCUGUUGGAGAUGAGAGACCAGCAAAGUGAGAUAUUAAGUGGCAUCAACGAUACAAAGACGGUAGUCAAACGUCAAACAAAAACGAUAAUGACCAAAUUAAACAGAUUUAAGACGAUGGGGAAAGAAGAUGGGUCGUUUGAAAUGUUGAGAAAGUACAUCAGUCCGAACUACAGCCGGAUUAAUAACUCUCUUGAAAUAAAGGAAUUUAUGGACUAUUUGCUACAAUAUGGAGUGUUAACUGAUCAGCAAUACGAUGACAUCAAGAACAGGAACCAAGGUGAACAAAGAUGUGAUCUACUAGAAAUUCUACGAAGGAAACCAGUAAGUUAUCUGCCAGAAGUGGUAAAGGCACUUGAGAGAAGUGGAAACAAACACUUGCUCAUGUAUUUCAAAGACACAUAA